Molecule: messenger RNA, 1549 nt
Organism: Zophobas morio
Lineage: Eukaryota; Metazoa; Arthropoda; Insecta; Coleoptera; Tenebrionidae
Product: luciferin sulfotransferase-like
Exons: 6
Coding region: 222-1193 (323 amino acids)
Biological process (GO): sulfation
Cellular component (GO): cytoplasm
Molecular function (GO): sulfotransferase activity
Source: RefSeq, a predicted model, not a curated record
UGUAAGGGUCAAGUUGAAUUUUAUAAGAAAAUCGUCGACUGAUUAGAUUUUUAUUUCUCUUAUCAGUGUUAGAACAUUAUAUAUAAAUAACCAAAGAUUAACAGAAGCUAGUUCUUAUAAAAACUUUGUUAACGAUACAGAUGCCCUUAAUAAGCAAUUCUUAAUUAAAGGUUUUAGAUUCUUCAUUCAAUUCACUCUUGUGUUAAUUGCAUUCUAUUAAAAUGGAUCCUGCCCACGUCCCAUCUGAAGAAGAAUUAAACAGACUGUUACAGAAAACUUUCACAAGAACCGUUAGAAAAGGCUACACUGUUGUUGAUAAUUUUAUCUUGCCAGAACGAUACCAUGAAAUGAAAAAAGAUAUUAAUGAGUUUGAAGUAUAUGACACAGAUUUGUGGAUUUGUGGAUUUCCAAAAACAGGAACUACGUGGAUAUCUGAAAUAGCGUGGUUAAUUGUUAACAACUUUGAUUACGAACAGGCCAAAUUACCUGAUUACAAAAGAACUAGAAUGAUGGAAUUUAGCAUGCUUUUUGACAUCAAAAAAGAAGUGUUAUUUGGAGGUGAAGAAUAUGAAAUGGAUUCAAUUGGUUAUGCGAAAUCUCAAAAUCAUCCUAGAACAAUUAAAUCACAUUUGCCGUUUAAACUUUUACCACAACAAAUUUCGGGUAAUAUUGUACAACCUAAGAUAAUUUAUACCGCCAGAAAUACAAUGGAUACUUGCAUUUCUUACUUCCACCAUUGCAAAGGUUAUGAAGGAUUUACAGGAACGUUUGAAGAGUUUUCUAAAUUGUUCCUUUUUGAUAAGGUAAAUUAUGGACCAUAUUAUAAGCACGUCUUACAAUUCUGGGAAUUAAGGCACAAACCAAAUAUAUUUUUUGUCACAUACGAAGAAAUGAAAAAUGAUAUAACAGGAAUAAUUCAAAAAGUUGCAGACUUUUUGGGAAAAACCGUGUCGAAAGAGGAUGUUAAGCGCUUGCAAGAAUAUGUGUCCUUUGAUUCCAUGAAGGAAAAUCCGGCGGUCAAUAAGGAAUUUGUGAAUAAACACAUUGAAGCUACAACAGGUAAAAAAGACGCGAUCUUUAUUAGAGAAGGUAAAUCGGGAGGAUACAAGAACGUCAUGUCUCAGGAAUUAAUUGCACAGUUUUGUUACUGGACAGAUAAAAGAUUGCAAGGUUCAGGACUAAAUCUUCUCUAAAAAUUAAAAUUCUACUAUUAUAAUCAACUGAUUGUUUUCACUUGUAGAGCAUAAUAGAUGGUGAAAUAAUUUCUGUAUUUGAAUAAUUACAAAUUUAAAAUAUGUGGUCAAAAUGAAAAUUCGUUACACUUGUUUUAUCUGAACUUUCCUCUCCUCUGACGCACAAUCAAUCUUGGGUGCAUGUUACAGCGUAUUUAAAGUGAAGAUUAAUGUAUCAGUUUUUCACACAGAUAAGUUUACUGUUACCUCCAGUCCUACAAAAUGUAAUGAAAUUAAACGGAUUGGUGUUGAAAUCAUAAAAAAAAGUGGAGAUGAUCGAAUCUUGCCAUGUCUACAAAGAGAUUGAUGUUAUUAAA